AUGCAAUUUAGACUUUGCCUCCCCUGCGGGACUCGAGCCCAGAUCGUGCUGGCGCCGCGUCAGAGUUCGAGACCACGAUUUCAACUGGGCAGCCGCGCCAAUCAUCGACGAUGUGGCAACGGUAAAGUCCAGGCGUGUAAAAUGAGCAUGGCACCGGCAAAAGCAAACUGGUCUCGUCGUUUUCUCGGCGUUUCCGCGUCAUUUUGGCCAGAGCGUCGGUUUCGUGAAAACAGUCUCGAGGCCGCAGACGACUUCUCGACUGUCCGUCUGCAACACAGCUUGUCUGUUAAGGCGAUAGUGCUUGCCGGCGAAUAA
This is a messenger RNA of Protopolystoma xenopodis, 315 nucleotides long. The record is from the annotation of a GenBank genome assembly. NCBI's taxonomy places the organism in Eukaryota, Metazoa, Platyhelminthes, Monogenea, Polystomatidea, Polystomatidae.